Molecule: messenger RNA, 1278 nt
Organism: Micropterus salmoides (largemouth bass)
Lineage: Eukaryota; Metazoa; Chordata; Actinopteri; Centrarchiformes; Centrarchidae
Exons: 4
Coding region: 1-1212 (403 amino acids)
Source: RefSeq, a predicted model, not a curated record
AUGUCGGCGUCGUCAGAUACAAGGCAUCAGAUUCGCCCAAGUGUGUCAGCACAUGAGUCAGCUGGGAAACCUGCUCUGCUUCCAAAGCCAGUUAUCAAGCCGGUUCCAACAUCCGGCCGCAACACUCCUGAGAACGAGCUAGCUCAAAUACAGGAAGGGGAGACAAACACGCCCACUAAACUGAGUCCAACUGCAGCUCCGUCUACCCCUGCUGCUCCUGCCCUCACUGCUACCACCACUCCUACUCACAUCAGAUAUGCCAUCCGGUUGUCUACUACCACCAAGUCAGUUCCUGAAGCUGGUGAUGAGUCUACUUCAGUCACCUCCGCUUGCUCUGUAACUUUAGUUCCAUCAGUCACUAAAACAACAUCCCCACCUCUGAACUCAAGUGAUACCAUUACAACUCCAGUUACGCCUGACGGACCCAUUAUCACUUCAUCCUCCUCUGCCCUUCCUCCCACCAGCUCCAUCUCUUCCACCACCACCACCACUACAAGCCCAACAUCCACCGACUGCAUGAACUCUGUGACUCCUUCCACCAUUACUCACCCAGGCACUUCUAGCCCCGCAGAUAACUCUGCUCCCUCCACUUCUUCCAGUGAAACAAACCCUACAGACACCACCACCACCACUACCAGUUUAAACCGUGCAGACACCACGUCCACCACCAGUUCAACAGCCGCAACUGCAAUUAGCUCCCCACUCCCGACUGACUCAGACCCACCUUACACUAAUGUCAGUACUGCCCUCACACCGACUAUCUCUGACAUCCCCACUACUGAUAACUCAAGUGCUACAUGUCACCAUUCGACCAGUUCAGCCCCCUCUAAUGAUAGUCCAGGCCAAGAUAACGAUUUACAGACAUCUCCUGAAGAAAGAUCCAGUGUAGAACCUACAGAGAAGAGCACAGCAGAUGGGGAGCUUGAGAUGGUUAAAAAGAGCAACCAAACUGAGAUGGAUGAGAGCCAGAAAGUCAUGGACGGUGGGAAGGAGAGCGAGAGCAAAAAUGAGAAACCGGCUCCGGUCAACAGCGAUGUGAUAAAGGAACAAGCGCAGGAACAAAGUAUGAAACCUGAAGAAGACACAGUGAAAACAGAAGUGGGAAUGGCUGAACCUACAUCAGGGAAAGAUGGUGCGCUGCAUAGCGAGGGCGAUGAGGAGGUGGUAGGAGAUCAAAAACAAGACGAAACCAAGUCAGUGAGUGAGAAGUAAAUCAGAAAUAAAGAAAUUGCUAAAUAUGGGACCAACUACUGUGACAGGGGCAGGAGAGACCACAGU